Melospiza georgiana is the source of this 2009-nucleotide messenger RNA. RefSeq names its product kelch like family member 17 (gene KLHL17). NCBI's taxonomy places the organism in Eukaryota, Metazoa, Chordata, Aves, Passeriformes, Passerellidae. The record is from RefSeq and is a predicted model, not a curated record. Gene Ontology annotation, molecular function: protein binding. Bases 137 to 1909 code for a protein of 590 amino acids. The transcript is spliced from 11 exons.
AGCCCAUUUACCAAAUCCCCCCAGUUUCCCCUGUACCCCCGUGCGCCCCGCAGCCCCCUCCCGCCGUUAACCCUUUGUUUGCCCCUUUGGCAGAGGCGGCGGGAGGGCGCUGCCCCCGCCGGUGCCCGCCGCAGCCAUGGAGGGGGCAGUGCAGCUGCUGAACCGCGACGGGCACAGCAUCUCCCACAACUCCAAACGCCACUACCACGACGCCUUCGUGUGCAUGAACCGCAUGCGGCAGCGGGGGCUGCUCUGCGACAUCGUCCUGCACGUGGCCACCAAGGAGAUCAAGGCCCACAAGGUGGUGCUGGCGUCGUGCAGCCCCUACUUCCACGCCAUGUUCACAAAUGAGAUGAGUGAGAGCCGCCAGACCCAUGUGACGCUGCACGACAUCGACCCGCAGGCGCUGGAGCAGCUGGUGCAGUACGCCUACACGGCUGAGAUCGUGGUGGGAGAGGGCAAUGUGCAGACCCUUCUCCCUGCUGCCAGCCUGCUUCAGCUCAAUGGUGUGAGGGAUGCUUGCUGCAAGUUCCUGCUCAGCCAGCUGGACCCCUCCAACUGCCUGGGCAUCCGGGGCUUUGCUGACACCCACUCCUGCAGCGACCUGCUCAAGUCUGCCCACAAGUAUGUGCUCCAGCACUUCGUGGAGGUGUCCAAGACUGAGGAGUUCAUGCUGCUGCCCCUCAAACAGGUGCUGGACCUCAUCUCCAGCGACAGCCUCAAUGUGCCCUCGGAGGAGGAGGUGUACAGGGCUGUGCUCAGCUGGGUCAAACACGACGUGGACAGCAGGAGACAGCACGUGCCCAGGCUGAUGAAGUGCGUGCGGCUGCCGCUGCUGAGCCGGGAUUUCCUGAUGAGCCACGUGGACACGGAGCUGCUGGUGCGGCACCACUCGGAGUGCAAGGACCUGCUGAUCGAGGCGCUCAAGUACCACCUGAUGCCCGAGCAGAGAGGGGUGCUGGGCAACAGCCGCACGCGGCCGCGCCGCUGCGAGGGCGCCAGCACCGUGCUCUUCGCCGUGGGUGGAGGGAGCCUGUUUGCCAUCCACGGGGACUGCGAGGCCUACGACACGCGCACGGACCGCUGGCACAUGGUGGCCUCCAUGUCCACGCGCCGCGCCCGCGUCGGCGUCGCCGCCAUCGGGAACAAGCUCUACGCCGUGGGAGGCUACGACGGCACCUCUGACCUGGCCACCGUGGAGUCCUACGACCCUGUCACCAACUGCUGGCAGCCCGAGGUGUCCAUGGGCACCAGGAGGAGCUGCCUGGGGGUGGCAGCCCUGCACGGGCUCCUCUACGCUGCCGGGGGCUACGAUGGGGCCUCGUGCCUCAACAGUGCCGAGAGGUACGACCCGCUGACGGGCACCUGGACGUCCAUCGCUGCCAUGAGCACCCGCAGGCGCUACGUGCGCGUGGCCACGCUGGAAGGCAACCUCUAUGCAGUGGGGGGCUACGACAGCUCGUCACACCUGGCCACGGUGGAGAAGUACGAGCCCCAGAUGAACACCUGGAGCCCCAUUGCCAACAUGCUGAGCCGCAGGAGCAGUGCAGGCGUGGCCGUGCUCGAGGGGAUGCUCUACGUGGCCGGGGGCAAUGAUGGCACCAGCUGCCUUAACUCCGUGGAGCGCUACAACCCCAAAUCCAACACCUGGGAGAGCGUGGCCCCCAUGAACAUCCGCAGGAGCACCCACGACCUGGUGGCCAUGGACGGCUGGCUCUACGCCGUGGGCGGCAACGACGGCAGCUCCAGCCUCAACUCCAUCGAGAAGUACAACCCGCGCACCAACAAGUGGGUGGCGGCCUCGUGCAUGUUCACGCGCCGCAGCAGCGUGGGGGUGGCCGUGCUCGAGCUGCUCAACUUCCCCCCGCCCUCCUCGCCCACGCUCUCCGUGUCCUCCACGAGCCUUUGACAGCGGGCCCGGCCGUGCCCCGGGGCCUGGGGACAGCGCCUGAGCCAGCCCGGCCCUGGGGGGGCCCUGGGGACACCCGUGGGGCCUCCAGCUGUGCUUC